UAAAAAGACUCGAAUUGGAAACGACGACAGACGACUUCUCCUUUGUCACAUUCAACUGGUUCCGCUAUCGUCUUCUUCUUCUUUCUCCAUAAAACUUAGGGUUUUCAGAAACCCACUUUACCAAAUCAACAACGCGUUCCCAUUUCCGGUACCUUGAUUCUCUCCUCUGCAGCUUCGUUUCGCCGAAUUGGAAAAUCGAUAAUCGCAGGACACGAAACCUAACCUUGGAAUUAGAAGAAAAUGUCUAUGGUUGAUGAGCCACUAUAUCCAAUAGCAGUGCUUAUAGACGAGCUGAAAAACGAUGACAUCCAGCUGCGGUUGAACUCAAUUCGCAAGCUAUCCACGAUUGCUCGUGCGCUUGGGGAGGAGCGAACUCGUAAGGAGUUGAUACCGUUUUUGGGUGAGAAUAAUGAUGAUGAUGACGAGGUGCUUCUUGCAAUGGCGGAAGAGUUGGGGGUUUUCAUUCCGUUUGUUGGGGGAGUGGAGCAUGCCCACGUGUUGCUCCCGCCUUUGGAGACGCUUUGCACUGUUGAGGAAACGUGUGUGAGGGAUAAAGCUGUGGAAUCACUUUGUCGAAUUGGACCUCAGAUGAGGGAGAGUGAUUUGGUUGAGUAUUUCAUUCCUCUGGUCAAGAGAUUGGCAGCAGGUGAAUGGUUCACUGCCCGAGUGUCUGCAUGUGGACUAGUUCAUAUUGUUUACCCAAGUGCACCAGAAAUGUCAAAGACAGAGUUGAGAUCAAUAUACAGUCAGCUGUGUCAAGAUGACAUGCCAAUGGUUAGAAGGUCUGCUGCAUCAAAUCUUGGGAAGUUUGCUGCAACUGUUGAAUAUGCUCAUUUGAAGGCAGACAUCAUGUCAAUUUUUGAGGAUCUUACUAAGGAUGAUCAAGACUCCGUUAGAUUGUUGGCUGUGGAGGGUUGUGCUGCUCUUGGCAAGCUGUUGGAGCCACAAGACUGUAUCACUCACAUACUUCCAGUGAUCGUUAACUUCUCGCAGGAUAAGUCUUGGCGUGUGCGAUAUAUGGUUGCAAAUCAAUUGUAUGAGCUCUGCGAAGCUGUUGGCCCUGAACCUACCAGAACGGAAUUGGUCCCUGCUUAUGUGCGGUUGCUUCGAGACAAUGAGGCUGAAGUACGGAUUGCAGCUGCAGGGAAAGUGACAAAGUUUUGCCGGAUUUUAAAUCCAGAUCUUGCAAUUCAGCAUAUUCUUCCUUGUGUGAAGGAAUUGUCAUCUGAUUCUUCGCAGCAUGUUCGCUCUGCUCUGGCAUCAGUAAUAAUGGGAAUGGCUCCAGUAUUAGGAAAGGAUGCAACAAUUGAGCAGCUUCUUCCUAUUUUCCUUUCCCUUUUGAAGGAUGAAUUUCCUGAUGUGCGCCUAAACAUCAUAAGCAAGCUUGAUCAAGUGAAUCAGGUUAUUGGAAUCGAUUUGUUAUCUCAAUCUUUACUACCAGCCAUUGUUGAGCUUGCUGAGGACAGGCAUUGGAGGGUUCGGCUUGCAAUCAUAGAGUAUAUACCCUUAUUGGCAAGCCAAUUGGGGGUUGGGUUUUUUGACGAUAAGCUUGGUGCUCUUUGCAUGCAGUGGUUACUGGACAAGGUUCAUUCAAUUCGUGAGGCAGCUGCUAACAACUUGAAGCGCCUGGCAGAAGAAUUUGGUCCUGAAUGGGCUAUGCAGCACAUAAUUCCACAGGUUUUGGAGAUGAUUAGCAAUCCACACUAUUUGUAUCGGAUGACCGUUCUUUAUGCUAUCUCUUUGCUUGCUCCUGUCAUGGGCUCUGAAAUCACAAGCUCAAAAUUAUUGCCUGUUGUUGUUGCUGCAUCAAAAGACAGAGUACCCAAUAUUAAGUUCAACGUGGCAAAGGUCUUGGAGUCCAUCUUCCCCAUAGUUGAUCAACCCGUUGUGGAAAAGACAAUCCGUCCAAGUCUUGUCGAGCUCAGUGAGGAUCCUGAUGUUGAUGUAAGAUUUUUUGCCAAUAAAGCUCUCACGGCCAUUGAUCAUGUCAUGAUGUCUAGCUAGGCAGCAAUCUUGAACACGCUUUUAAGUUGAUGAUUUCUGUAGAAAAUGGUAAUAUAUUUCAGAAUACUUGUAUUUCACUUGGCGCUUCUCAGCAAUAGUGAGUGACAUGAUCAGUCAUUGACGAUUAUGUGUGAUUUUGUCCCAAUGUAUGUAUACUAGUAGUAGUUUUCCAAAAUUAUCUUGUCUAGCUAGGAUCUUUAUUUUUGUUUCAUAGCUUACUGGUGACUGCUAAAAUUGUCUUGUCUUACUAGUGAUUAAAAUUUUGUAAGUUGGACAUAAUUAAAGUUCAAUAUCGCUCACCAAAUUAACACGUAACUUUAACAUCGAUUAAUGAUA
Lotus japonicus is the source of this 2340-nucleotide messenger RNA. RefSeq names its product serine/threonine-protein phosphatase 2A 65 kDa regulatory subunit A beta isoform. The coding region runs from base 241 to 2004 and encodes 587 amino acids. The record is from RefSeq and is a predicted model, not a curated record. Gene Ontology annotation, cellular component: cytoplasm; protein phosphatase type 2A complex. NCBI's taxonomy places the organism in Eukaryota, Viridiplantae, Streptophyta, Magnoliopsida, Fabales, Fabaceae. The transcript is spliced from 13 exons. Gene Ontology annotation, biological process: protein dephosphorylation. Gene Ontology annotation, molecular function: protein binding; protein phosphatase regulator activity.